This is a messenger RNA of Hippoglossus stenolepis (Pacific halibut), 3958 nucleotides long. Its product is annotated as zinc finger protein 709-like. NCBI's taxonomy places the organism in Eukaryota, Metazoa, Chordata, Actinopteri, Pleuronectiformes, Pleuronectidae. Gene Ontology annotation, biological process: regulation of transcription by RNA polymerase II. Gene Ontology annotation, cellular component: nucleus. Gene Ontology annotation, molecular function: RNA polymerase II transcription regulatory region sequence-specific DNA binding; DNA-binding transcription factor activity, RNA polymerase II-specific. The record is from RefSeq and is a predicted model, not a curated record.
AGUACUGUUGUUAGCCUGCUAUGCUAACAUCCAACAGAACAUGAUGCUACUCGGCUAAAUGCUUUCGGAUCAAGUCUUCUACUACACACGUGGUUUUGUUGCGUUUAUAACAAUUGUCGGCAGAAGUAAAGCAAGUCGCCAUCUUCCGUAUUCGGUCUUCGCUGCGUUCUCGGAGAAGUUAGUUGGCUAAAGCGUUUGAAUGGAAAUGUCUACAAUCCAGAGUUUAAGACAGUUUAUCAACGAGAGGUUACAAACUGCUGCUGAAGACAUAUUAGGAUGUUUUGAAGCGACUGUCGCAAAGUACGAGGAUGAGAUCGGUCGUCAGCGCAGACUGCUGGAUGUAACUUUGAAACCUGUAGUAAAGCUGCAGAGAAUAGAGCUCCCACAGCGACAUGUCUGUAUCAAGGAAGAGAUUCCUGCUGACCUGCUGGAGAGGAACCCCAGUCCAGACCAAGAGGAGCCAGAACCUCCACAGAUUAAGGAACAACAGGAGGAGCACUGCAUCGAGCUCCCAGAGCAACAUUUUCUGAAUGAGGAAGAGUUUCCUGCUGACCAGCAGCUCUGGAGCCUUGAGAGGAACCCCAGUCUGGACCAAGAGGAGCCAGAACCUCCACAGAUUAAAGAGGAGGAGGAGCUCUGCACCAGUCUGGAAGUAGAGCAGCUUGUACUGAAGCAGGAGGAUCAAGAUAACCUUUUGUUGAAUCCUACUUUCAAGGAAAGUGACCACAGUGAACCAGAACUAAGUGACCACCAGCUCCUCUCCCACAGCUCAGCUGAGAGCCAAGAUCUCAAAGGAGGCCAGCAUGGAAACUCAACAUCAGUUAGUAAUGCAGAGCAGGCAUCAGAAAAGGGACAUCAUGUCAUCACAAGAGCAAAAGAAAGCACAAGUCCCAGUAACCUUGCAUGUAGCACUACCAUGUCAAAGAUUGUGCCGAAUAUCUGCAAGAGUAAAAAGGUUUUCCAGUGUGACACUUGUGGAAAAGUCUUUAAGUGGAAGUCACGAUUAAAUGGACAUCUGAAGGUGCACACAGGUGAGAAACCAUAUGUUUGCAAAACCUGUGGAAAAGGAUUUUGUUCCAAGUCAGCACUAAAGAGACAUUUGAGAGUCCACACAGGGGAGAAACAGCAUUCUUGCGAAAUGUGUGAAAAAAGUUUCACAACUAGAAUGAGUCUGCAGGUCCAUGAGAGAACGCACACGGGCGAGAAACCUUUUUCUUGCAAAACUUGUGAGAGAAGUUUUACAACUAGAAGGAGUCUGCAGGUCCACGAGAGAACACACACGGGCGAGAAACCUUUUUCUUGUAAAACGUGUGGGAAAAGUUUUACAACUAGAACUAUCUUGAAGAUACACGAGAGAACACACACGGGCGAGAGACCUUUUUCUUGCAAAACUUGUGGGAAAAGUUUUUCAAUUAGAAAUAGCUUGACGAUACACGAGAUAACACACACAGGCGAGAGACCUUUUUCUUGCAAAACUUGUGGGAGAAGUUUUACGCGUGUAUAUUACCUGCAGGACCACGAGAGAACGCACAUGGGCAAGAAACCUUUUUCUUGCAAAACCUGUGAGAGAAGUUUUACAACUAGAAGGAGUCUGCAGGUCCACGAGAGAACACACACGGGCGAGAAACCUUUUUCUUGCAAAACGUGUGGGAAAAGUUUUACAACUAGAAAUAUCUUGAAGAUACACGAGAGAACACACACGGGCGAGAGACCUUUUUCUUGCAAAACUUGUGGGAAAAGUUUUUCAAUUAGAAAUAGCUUGACGAUACACGAAAGAACGCACACAGGCGAGAGACCUUUUUCUUGCAUAACUUGUGGGAGAAGUUUUACAACUAGAAGGAGUCUGCAGGUCCACGAGAGAACACACACGGGCGAGAAACCUUUUUCUUGCAAAACGUGUGGGAAAAGUUUUACAACUAGAAAUAUCUUGAAGAUACACGAGAGAAAACACACGGGCGAGAGACCUUUUUCUUGCAAAACUUGUGGGAAAAGUUUUUCAAUUAGAAAUAGCUUGAAGAUACACGAGAGAACACACACAGGCGAGAGACCUUUUUCUUGCAAAACUUGUGAGAGAAGUUUUAAUAACAGAAGUAACCUGCAUCACCAGAGAACGCACGAGAAACCUUUUUCUUGCAAAACUUGUGGGAGAAGUUUUACUGUAAAUUACCUGCAGGACCACGAGAGAACGCACACGGGCGAGAAACCUUUUUCUUGCAAAACUUGUGAGAGAAGUUUUACAACUAGAAUGAGUCUGCAGGUCCACGAGAGAACACACACGGGCGAGAAAGCUUUUUCUUGUAAAAGUUGUGGGGAAAGUUUUACGAGUGUAAAGACCCUUCAGGUCCACAAGAUAACACACACGGGCGAGAAACCUUUUUCUUGCAAAACUUGUGGGAAAAGUUUUACGCGUAUAAAUACCCUGCAUAUCCACGAGAGAACACACACGGGCGAGAAACCUUUUUCUUGCAAAACUUGUGGGAAAAGUUUUACGCGUAUAAAUACCCUACAUAUCCACAAGCGAAUGCACACGGGCGAGAAACCUUUUUCUUGCAAAACUUGUGGGAAAAGUUUUAGUGCGAGAAAUACCCUUAAGAGACACGAGAGAACGCACACGGACGAGAAACCUUAUUCUUGCAAAACUUGUGGGAAAAGUUUUAGUCUUAGAAGUUACCUUCAGGUCCACGAGAGAACGCACACUGGCGAGAAACCUUUUUCUUGCAAAACUUGUGGGAAAAGUUUUACGCUUUUAAAUACCCUGCAGGUCCACGAGAGAACGCACACGGGCGAGAAACCUUUUUCUUGCAAAACUUGUGGGAUAAGUUUUAGUGCGAGAAAUACCCUUAAGAGACACGAGAGAAAGCACACGGGCGAGAGACCUUUUUCUUGCAAAACUAGUGGGAAAAGUUUUACACCUGGAUGUAGUUUGAAAGUCCACCUGAGAAGCCGUAAAGGUGAGGAGUCGUAUCCCUGUACAACUUGUGGGGAAAGAUUUGUUAGCCAAUCCCUUCUAACAAAACAUAUGAGUACCCACACAUAGCAAAACUGAUAUUUUUAUAAAAUGUUGGAAAGAUCUCUGUCUUGCCAGUUUAUACAAAGUCCACAGGAGACUACAUUCAGUUGAGAAGCCACACCAUGGCAACACGAGAGGGAUACGAUUUGCUCAAGCGUUGUCAAAGAAGUUGUUACUUAGUUAUUGAUUCAUUAAUUAGUGAUACAACAGUUAGCGAAAACGACACUGGAAAUGUUUCCAGGGGACCAAAAAAGUGAUGAACCUAGUUGUAGUUCAAUGCUUUAUGAAGUUCUAUCACCACUGAUGAGGAGCAGACUUCAAUAACUUCACAAAGCAUUGAACUACAGCCAGGUUCUUCACUUACAUCUACACAAGAGAGAUUGUCUACAUUUGUAUUAGCUGCAUCUUUGUAACUGAAUGUGGAAAAUAUCCCAUUGAGGAAACAUCACAAUAUCUUUGAUGCAGUACAUGGUCAACAACAUUUGCUGAAGUACCCAUGUUUUGUUCUUCAUGUGACUGUCAUUGAUAUUUACAUCUGCAAAGGAAGUGAUGUUUUCACCCUUGUCUCUUUGUUUUUUCAUUUGUCAGCAAUUUAUACCAAAUGGUGCAGGAAGGGGACGGGGGUGAGAGAAAUUGAUUGGGUUAAAGUGGCAGAUCCAGGAUAUUUUAUUGUCACUGAAUGUUGAGAGAUGGUUGUCAAUGUGUCAGGAAAGACUGGAUCAUGAUUUAAAAAUCGGACAAAUUUGUGGUACAGAGAUUUAUAAGAACACAGAAUGUGGUGCAGAUUAUCAGAUGACUUCCCUUUUCUCUGUUUAUUACAAAAGAAGAAAAUCUCUUGUUAAUGUGUACACAGUCCUAAAUUACUCUCACUGUAAAUGGUUAUUCUUUUGUACUACAUGUAUUCAGUACUUCAGUGCAUGUGCAGUUUAUUAAAGUUUCUUGAAUUAU